Messenger RNA from Sphenostylis stenocarpa, 645 nucleotides. The record is from the annotation of a GenBank genome assembly. NCBI's taxonomy places the organism in Eukaryota, Viridiplantae, Streptophyta, Magnoliopsida, Fabales, Fabaceae.
AUGGGAAUACCCAGAAAAUGUUCAUACUGUGGUAACUUAGGUCACAAUUCAAGGACUUGUAAAACCACUCUCGCUCAUCCACACCUGAAGCUCUUCGGAGUGCAACUUCACGUAUCUUCUUCUUCUUCUUCUUCAUCAUCAUCAUCAUCUGAUUCUUUUUCUUCACCUUUGUAUUCUGCCAUGAAAACAAGUUUCAGCACCAACUACUUGUUCUCUUCGUCCCUACCCUCUUCCUCUCCUUCCCUGCUCGAUGCUGCCAGCCUCAUAUCAACAAUCCAAGGCACAAAAAAAGGUGUGGCAUGGACAGAGGAGGAGCACAGAGUAUUUCUUUUAGGGCUUGAGAAGCUGGGGAAGGGAAACUGGAGAGGCAUAUCUAAAAGUUUUGUGAAAACAAGAACACCUAUACAAGUAGCCAGUCAUGCACAAAAAUAUUUUCUCCGUCAAUCUCACAACGUCUCCAACAAAAGAAAACACCGUCCCACUCUGUUCCAUUGGGUUUCGCAUCCUCAUUCGGUGCUGAAUUGGCCUUUCCCUUCAACUUCAUCUUCGACUAAUUGCACUGUUGAGAUGGCAGCCCCAGAUUUAGAACUCAAACUUGCAACUCCCACGCCAUUGGAGAUAGCAGAUUCAUGCCUCUCUAGUUGA